Messenger RNA from Ahaetulla prasina, 2154 nucleotides. Its product is annotated as vomeronasal type-2 receptor 26-like. Gene Ontology annotation, cellular component: membrane. The coding region runs from base 1 to 2154 and encodes 717 amino acids. Gene Ontology annotation, molecular function: G protein-coupled receptor activity. The transcript has 4 exons. Gene Ontology annotation, biological process: G protein-coupled receptor signaling pathway. NCBI's taxonomy places the organism in Eukaryota, Metazoa, Chordata, Lepidosauria, Squamata, Colubridae. The record is from RefSeq and is a predicted model, not a curated record.
AUGCAAAACUACCAGCACAUCUUGGCUUUAGAAUUUGCAAUAAAAGAAAUCAAUGAGAACUCCAGGAUCUUGCCAAACAUCACCCUGGGUAUCCAUAUCUCCAAUAGUUAUGUCCUGGCAAGAUGGAUCUAUCUGGCUUCCAUGGAGCUUCUCUCUACAGAGGGAAGAUUCACCCCAAACUACAAAUGUGACCUCAAGGACAAUGUAAUAUCUAUGAUUGCAGGACAUAAUGCUUUCAUUGGUCAGUUCAUGUUAAACAUUCUGAAUAUAUAUAAAAUCCCACAGCUCAUAUAUGGUUCAACUGCAGAGAUAGAUGACAACAUACAAGCUGCUUUCUUCCAUCAAUUAUUUCCAAAUGAAGACCUCCAAAUUACAGGGCUGGUCCAAUUAUUGCUUCACUUCCAGUGGAAAUGGAUUGGGCUCAUUGUCCCAAACCCUGAAAAUGGAAAGAGGUUCAUACAGAAUAGGCUUGAUAUAUUUUCUAAGAAAGGCAUCUGCUUUGAUUUCAUAGAAGAAAUGCCAAAGGAAUCUGUUGCCAAUGAUGUUGAAAUUCAACUUAAUGGUUAUGUUUUGCUGUAUAAGGCUAUUAUGAGAAGUACUGCCAACGUUGUAAUCAUAUAUUGUGAAAAUGAGGACAUGGCUGUUCUUAGAAUGUUGCCAUUUAUUUCAGAAUAUGAAGACAUGCCAAUGAAGAGAAAAGAUAAAGUUUGGGUCAUGCCAGCACAGAUGGAAUUCACAUCAGUCCCCUUUCAAAGAUACAGGAGCCUGGAUUUCAUCCAUGGUGCACUAUCGUUGGCAGUUUUCUCAAAGGAAAUAUUAGGGUUUAAGAAAUUUAUUCAGAUGAGAAAGCCUUCUUCAGAAGAAGAGGACAGUUUGACAAGAGUGUUUUGGGAAAAUGCAUUUGAAUGUUCUUUCCCAAAUGCUGGGUUAGAUGAGGACAGUGACAAUCAAUGCACUGGUGAGGAGUCACUGGAGACCCUUCCUGAAUCUGUGCUUGAGUCUAGUAUAACUGGACAAAGUUAUAGCAUUUAUAAUGCUGUCUAUGCAGUGGCUCAUGCUCUGCAAGCCAUGCUUUCAGCUAAGAGCAGAAAAAGAGGAAAUGCUUGGGAACUCAGUCAACAGUCGUGGGAGGUACAGCCAUUUUCUAUGUGCAAUCCUCCAUGCUUAUCAGGUUGGAGCAAAAUAAAAAUAGAAGGAAAGCCCUUUUGCUGCUAUGAUUGCCUUAAAUGUCCAGAAGGAAAAAUUUCAAGCAAGACAGAUGCAGAUGACUGCUUCCCAUGUUCAGAAGAUCAGUAUCCAAACAAAGCUCACAACCUUUGUAUUCCAAAACACAUCACAUUUUUGUCUCAUGAAGAGUCUCUGGGAAUUAGCCUGACAGCUACAGCUUCCUUCUUUUCUUUCAUCUCAGUUAUGGUCCUGGGAAUCUUCAUUAAGCAACGGGACUCCCCCAUUGUCAAAGCCAACAACCAGAACCUCACCUACAUUCUUCUCAUUGCUCUCCUCCUCUCCUUCCUUUGCACUUUGCUCUUCAUAGGGCAACCUGACCAAGUAAAAUGUCUCAUGAGACAAACUUCUUUUGGCAUAAUCUUUUCUGUUGCCCUUUCUUGUAUAUUGGGAAAAACAACCAUAGUAGUCCUUGCUUUCAUGGCCACCAAGCCCGGAUCCAAAAUGAGGAAAUGGGUGGGGCAAAGGCUGGCCAACACUAUAGUUCUUUCAUGCUCCUUGACACAAUUCUCCAUUUGUGCAGUGUGGUUGGCAAUUUCCCCCCCAUUCCCAGAUUCUGACAUGCACUCCAUGGCUGAAGAAAUUGUCCUAGAAUGUAAAGAAGGUUCAACCAUUAUGUUUUAUACUGUCCUUGGCUUUAUGGGGUUCUUGACUUCUGUCAGCUUUAUAGUUGCUUUCCUAGCUAGGAAUUUACCCGACAGCUUUAAUGAAGCCAAAUUUAUCACUUUCAGCAUGUUGGUCUUUUGCAGUGUCUGGAUAUCCUUUGUUCCCACCUAUCUGAGCACCAAGGGAAAAUACAUGGUAGCUGUGGAGAUCUUUUCCAUUUUGGCUUCUGCAGCUGGAUUACUGGGUUGCAUCUUUUCCCCCAAAUGUUACAUUAUUUUUCUGAGGCCUGAUUUGAACAGAAAAGAACAGCUGGUAAAGAAAUGA